Molecule: messenger RNA, 1562 nt
Organism: Scylla paramamosain (green mud crab)
Lineage: Eukaryota; Metazoa; Arthropoda; Malacostraca; Decapoda; Portunidae
Product: glutamate receptor ionotropic, kainate glr-3-like
Exons: 9
Coding region: 65-1078 (337 amino acids)
Cellular component (GO): membrane
Molecular function (GO): ligand-gated monoatomic ion channel activity
Source: RefSeq, a predicted model, not a curated record
ACAACAUAAACUAUUACUAAUACUAAUAUUUUUUUUUUUUUUAUAUUUGUAGUACGCUCCAUUCAUGGAUUUUAGAAGGAUUCCAGAACCGCAUGAUUUCCGUGGCAUCAUGAUCAAGGUCCUGGCCAUCAUCGCCAACAAACUCGAUGUGUGCAUGGACUUCGUGGUGCCCAGUAACUCCUACUUUGGCCGCCGUCUGGAGAAUGGCUCAUGGAGUGGCCUUAUGGCUAUGUUAAAUCGAGGGGAGGUGGAUAUGACUGGCACAACGCUUACCAUAAGUGAUGAGCGUCUACAAGCCAUGGUUGCCAGUGUUCCUUUAUAUAUGGACUUCCAGACCCUCAUAUACCGAAGACCCAUAUUCGAAUCGGAUCUUUUAGGGUUCGUGAAGCCCUACACUAAGGAGGUGUGGCUUUUUCUGGCAGUGGUGCUAGUGGUGGUUACGGUGAGCACUUCAGUGAUAGGCAAAGCCAAAGUCAUGACAUUUUCUCCUCCACCCACCAUUAAAAGCAAGCGACUAGAGAAAUAUGAUGAAAAUACCACUGGACGGAUCUCCUUUUGGACUUUCGGGUCAUUCCUGGGGCAGUCUAUAGAAUGGAAACCGGGCAAAUACUCAGGGCGCAUGGCAGCUAUCGUGUGGUUACUAAUGGCUCUGAUUAUUGGCAUCGUAUACCGCUCCAAUCUGAAGGCUAUGCUGAUUGCUCCCAAGCUUCGUUUGCCUUUUGACAGUAUGGAAGAGCUUUUGGAGACCAAUAUUCCAUGCCUAGUGCUUGAGGGCACAAUGAUGCAUCGGCUCUACUUGAACGCAGCUCCUGGUUCACUAUUGCAUCGCGUCCGCAAGCAGGCACUCGUGCACGGUGACAUAUACCGUGCUACUUUUGACCUAAAAGACAAGAAAUAUGCUGUGAUCGGCAGUGGCCUCGGUGCUGACAAUGCAAUCGACCUUCUUUAUAGUGUGCCUGCAGCACUUGCGAGACACGGGCAUCUUGGAUCAUCUGUAUCAUCAGCAGCUCCCGAACGCAACCAAAUGCUCCCGUACCGUUUCGCUGAGGAAUACAAGCGAUUCAAGACGAGCCCUUGAUGUAGUUGACUUUUAUGGCGUAUUUUGCGUAUUCUUGGGAGGUUUAACUUUGGCGUCGAUAGUGUUUAUGCUGGAGAUUGUAAUCAAGCCGGUUCAUGGUACUUAGAUAUCCAAUGACCAGACUUCCAUCCAGAACUGGCAUCUGGAUUUAAACACUUGAAUAUGUAGCUUUACCCAUUGGACAGUUUUCUACGUAAGAACUAUGUUGAUUGUACUUUAUAUUGGUUUCUUAUGGGGAUAAAUAUAAUGCUUGUUUUGGUUACAUGUAUAUUUAGAUUUUCCAAUGUAAUUCUAUAAGAGCUACGCUGACUGUACUUCUUAUUUGACAAUACAGUUUAUCUAGAGCUAUGUCACCUACACGACAGUCUACAGGAAACUGUACACAUUAUGCUGUAAUUAUAGUAUACAAUAUUAUCUAUCUAUCUAUCUAUCUAUCUAUCUAUCCAUCUAUCUAUCUAUCUAUCUAUCUAUCUAUCUAUCUAUC